Helianthus annuus (common sunflower) is the source of this 2333-nucleotide messenger RNA. RefSeq names its product ABSCISIC ACID-INSENSITIVE 5-like protein 7. Gene Ontology annotation, biological process: positive regulation of DNA-templated transcription. The transcript is spliced from 5 exons. Gene Ontology annotation, cellular component: nucleus. Bases 926 to 2197 code for a protein of 423 amino acids. NCBI's taxonomy places the organism in Eukaryota, Viridiplantae, Streptophyta, Magnoliopsida, Asterales, Asteraceae. The record is from RefSeq and is a predicted model, not a curated record. Gene Ontology annotation, molecular function: DNA-binding transcription factor activity.
UGUCAUCUCUACCGAGCCAACAAGAACGAUACGACACGCUGCUCUUCACCUCUACCUUCUCAUCUCUUUCACUCUAAAAGGGUAAAUCCGUCUUUAAAUUCUACACUCACCUGAAGAUAUUUAUCUCCUGUUUUCUUCUCUUUUUAUUAUUAUUUCUUCUCAGUUUUCUGUUUAAACUUCUGUUAUUUACUUACCCAUUUGAUGUGAUUGGUCUAAUUAUUAUUCCUGGUGUUUAUAGAUCUAGAUCUUUAAGUUUCUUGGGUUAUUGAUGAGCAAAUCUGAUGUCAUCAUGUUGUUGGAGUGUGAUCUAUCUUUGUUUUUACUUUAUAAGUUCAAAGAAAGAGGAAAGAUGAUUACUUUUGUAUAAAGAUUGUGUUUUUUAUCUUGAUUUGAUUAGGGUUCUAAUAAAGUUUCAAUCUUGAUUAGUAAUUUCAUGCAUAGAUGUGCAGGUUUGACUUUCAAAGCAAGAUAUAGAUCAUAAGAGUUCAGUUCAGUUCAUCUGUAUUUUUAUUUUUUAUUUUUUUAUAAAAAUUAAGUCUUGUUAAGUUUUUGACUUUUGGAUUUUGAUUUAUCUGCUUAAUAAUAUUUAACUUAAUGUCAUUAUCAAAUUUGAUGAGUAAAGAUAAUGUUCAUAUCUCAAGCUUCACUUUGAAGUCAAACAUGGACUUUUUUUAACUUAGGCAUUAUUAUACUUUUUUUACCUUUUUCAUCAAUUCAAGAUUUAAUAUUAUCAUAUUGUAUGUUGUAGUUAUAUUAAAGUUGAAGUAACAUUAGAAAAAAUGAUGUUGUAGUUACUAAUUUUGGAUUUUUGACUUAUGAAUGUUGACUCACUUUUUCCCUAUUUUGGGUUGAUUUUGCAUAUGGGUAUAAAGAAAUCAAGCUCAUAGGGAUUCAAGAUUAUAUUUUGUUUGAUCUUGAACAAACAAUGAGUUCAUUUAUCAACUUUAAGAACUAUGGUGACACAUCACAGCCAGAGCUCAAUUGCAGUAAACAAAUGGUUGCAAAUUCCCCUUUGACCCGACAGUCAUCAAUCUACUCGUUGACUUUCGACGAGUUGCAAAACACUUUAGGUGGUGGUGGGAAAGAUUUUGGAUCAAUGAACAUGGAUGAACUGUUAAAGAACAUAUGGACUGCUGAAGAAAGUCAAUCGGUUGCAUCAACUUCGAAUUUUGGAGUUGACGCAAAUGCCCCGAAUAGUGGGAACAUUCAACGACAAGGGUCGUUGACUUUGCCGAGAACACUUAGCCGGAAAACCGUCGAUGAGGUGUGGCGGGAAUUGCUUAUAAGUAAUGGUAAUGGGGUUAAAGAUGGCGAUUUGAUCGGUCAAGCGAAUAUACAACCGCAAGAAAGAGAACCGACGUUAGGUGAGAUGACACUUGAGGAUUUCUUGCUGAAAGCAGGGGUAGUAAAGGAAGAUCACCAAGUUCAAACGGGUUCUCGACCCGUGGUACAUCAAAACGCGUCGUUUUUCGGCGAAGUUUCACAACCGAAUGUCGAAAACAGUAGUUUUAUUUUUGGGUUUCAGAACCCGAAUCAGAAUCAAGGGUUUAACGGGCCAACUGUUAACCGAAUCGCGGAACCUAAAACAGGGGUGACCCUGCACCCAACACCAACACCCAAACCGACACCAAAACCGCAGCCUAUUUUUCCCAAACAAGCUGCUUUGGACUUUACGGCACCGUUGACCGGUCAACUGGCUAGCCCCGGGGCUAAACUUGGGAAAUUUGAGAACCCGGUUAAGACUAGUGUGGUUCAAGCAAGUGACCUGGACAAUGGAGUGAUCAACAUAAAAACACUUGGGGCUAUUUCGGUAAACUCUCCGCGGGGUUUGAUUCCGAAAAGUAAUUUGGAUUCAACUCCGUCGCCCCCGUUUUAUGCAUUUGGUGAAGGCGAUCUGCGUGGGCGGAAAACCAGUGGGACUCUAGAGAAAGUGGUGGAGAGAAGGCGGAGAAGAAUGAUUAAGAACCGAGAGUCUGCUGCACGGUCUCGGGCUCGAAAGCAGGCGUAUACUUUGGAAUUGGAAGCUGAAGUUGCAAAACUUAAAGAAAUCAACCACGAGUUGCGUAAAAAACAGGAAGAGAUCAUGGAGAGGCAGAAUAAUCAGGUAGUGGAGAAGUUGAAACUGCCAUGGGGAAACAAAAGACUAUGCUUACGAAGAACAUUGACUGGACCUUGGACCAGAUUAGCAAGCACAUGAUGUUGUGUGCAACUUCUUUUUGAGAGGCAUCCUAUUUGUAAGUUAUUGAUCAGAUGCAAACUGUGGCAUGAAUCUUUGUUUGGUUGGACAGUUUAUUAUUGUACAAAUACCUUGUUUCAGUGUUUUGUUUUAAGAA